Messenger RNA from Rotaria sordida, 240 nucleotides. NCBI's taxonomy places the organism in Eukaryota, Metazoa, Rotifera, Eurotatoria, Philodinida, Philodinidae. The record is from the annotation of a GenBank genome assembly.
AUGUCGAAUCAACCAACAAACCAAGGCCAUUGGGAAUCACAUCAAUAUCAAUCGAGUUCAAGUAAAAUUGGUAAUAAUCCAGCAACAGUUACUGGUAACGAAGCAUCGGCUGAAGGAACUUUUGAUCAUGGCAAACCAGUGGUAAUUGAUUCUCAUGCAACUUCAUUCACUAAUCAAGGUCAUCCAGAUAGAAUUGAAUACAAAGAUGAAAGUGGCAAUCAACAACGAAGUAUUAAAUAA